ACCAACAGGUACGUCACUGCGUUGAUGUUUUCACCCUGAUCUCCUACCUCGUUCACUUUCACCCCCUCCUCUCACACCUCACCGACACUUUGGAAACAUCCUAACGACCUAUCAGCGAUGGAAAAAUCUAGAGAAGUGGGGCUUAUCUGCUCGUCAACAAUCCCUUCACUCGAGGAACCAUUUUCCACUUUACACUCUCACAUGUCUCUUUCAUGUCUCUGUUCGCAGGAAGUGUAGGAUCCAAACUCUGUAGGAUGGUCUCAGCCUGCUGCAGCUGAGGCUUCGUUCACCUGCCUCACCUCCUCUUCUCCGCUGCUCACCUCUUCUCCGCGGCCCCUCCUCAUCCAUCAUGGUCCGCCUCCACAACGUUCAGUACUCCAGCUUCCUGCGGCAGGCGGAUGCCCUCCGUGGCUCGGGCUCUCUCUGCGACGCCAUCAUCUCGGUGGACGGCCGGGCGUUCCGGGCCCACCGCCUGGUGCUGGCGUGUGCAAGCCGGCGGCUGGCUCAGCUGCUCGGCCAGGGGGAAGCCGCCGACCAGCCCGUCAGCUGCACCCUGGACCUCUCCCCCGACACCUUCCAGCAGCUCCUGGACUUCAGCUACUCCCAGGCCCUGGAGGUCCCGCCGUCCGACUUGCAGCAGCUGCUGAGGGCCGCCCAGCUCCUGGAGAUGCGGCCGUUGGAGGAGCAGUGCCGGAGCCAGCUGGACGCCCUUGAGCGCCGGGCCGGCGAGGCGGACGACACCAAGGAAGCGGGAGAAGAGGCGGAGACGGGAGGAUCCGAGGAGAGAAGCGAGGGCCAGGCCUCCAGAGGAGGGUUCGUUCCGAAAGGGGAGCCCCAAGACGGAGCUCCGUCUCCCCCCGGGGAGGAGCACGAGGUAGGGGCAGUCAAAGAGACGCCUCCAGCUGCUCAGACCGAGGGAUCUGGCCCCCCCCCUCUGAAGAAGAGGCCCCUGGUAGUUCUACCCACGCCCGUGAGUACCCCCUCCAGGGACAGCGUCAUCGCCAGCACUGCCACCUGCAAUGGCGCCCGCUCGCCAUCCAGGUACAGGUGGCACUCGGUCAACACCCUGAGAAGAAUGUCCCUCAACUACUCCGACCUCGUGGCUUCUCACCCCUUCCACCGAUCGCAGCAGUUGGGGCCGUACUCUUUUCCUCUUUCCGCACAGCACAUGUACCCCCUGCUCGCCUCCCCCUUCCCAGCCCAGGUCCACAACCCUUUUGUGGGCUACCCGGGCAUCAUUCACCCCGACACGCACUCCCUCCUGGCCGGCUCGCCAGAGCUGGGGGACAUACUCAAACAGGAACUGGAGAGGAAACGGGACACCUCUGAAAAAGUCUUGAUGGGUGAAGAACAGGGAGAAAGACCGAGGUUCCAUGAGGAACUUGUUGACCGAGCGCUGAGGAGCCAGGGCUGCCAGCUCUGCAGCAGAUCCCUCCAGGAGAGACCAUGGUUGCAUGCAUCACCCACCAGCCGCUCAGAGGCCUCUCUAGGUUGUGGGUUUUGUGGGCAGGGCUACAAGUUGGAGCGCUCCCUGCGUCCCCAGCGGCGAGGACACGGCUUGGAGAAGCCCUACCAGUGCAAGAGUUGCCCUAAGAAGUUCAGCCUAAAACACCAGCUGGACACACACCACCGCGUACACACAGGAGAGAAGCCCUUUGAGUGUCGUCUGUGCGGUCAGCGGUCACGUGACUACUCGGCCAUGAUCAAGCACCUGCGCACUCACGGUGGGGCCACGCCCUACCAGUGCACGGCCUGCCUGGAGUACUGCAGCAGCCUGGCCAUCAUGCAGAAACACCUGAAGGAACACCCUCUCCAGGACUUCCCCUCAGACUGGACCAUCAACAGCACCUACCUGUACACCAGCCACACCUGACCUCCACAUGAGCCCCUGGCCUCCACCGGACUGACUCUUGAGCCACCAGCUGUGACAGUCGUAGCUCAGGCAGACGUCAAUAUGUCCCAAAGUAUGAGUCCAAUCCAUUGCCGUGAAAUGACUUUGUUGGGUGUGUUUAUUUGUCAAAAUGUAAGAAAAACAUUUGUAUUUUUUAUUUAUUUAGAUUUUAAGGUUCAUAUCGGAGGAGUCUGACACAUGUAGAAUGUAAUGUACAUAACCGGUCAUAAUACACCAUAUAGACAAAAGUAUUGGGACAGCUACUCAUUACACUUACAGGAGAUUUUAUGACAACCCAUUCAACAUUCUUGUGGACAGCCUUCCAGAAGAGUGGAAGAUGUUAUAGACACAUGUGGGUGGGGUGACAACUCCAUAUUAUUGCCUGUAGUUUUGGAAUGAGACAUACAAAAAACUCAUAUAGUUGUGAUGGUCGGGUGUCCCAAUAUUUUUGUCCAUACAGUGUAGUUCAUCUCAAGGGUCUUCAAAUCCACAGUGAGUGUCUCUGCACAGACUUCCACUAGAGGGCAACAGUGUCUUGCUAUCCCUCGGAACACAGCGUUCCCUAGCAGCAUUAGCUUGUCUGGCAGCAUAAACUAAUUUAUAACACACUUUCAUGCUCCCCACAAAGAACCUGUUUGAUGUAUAUUUGAAUUUUGCAUUUCUGUUUGUUAAUUCUGCCAUUUAAAAAGUGUUAUUUUACAAUUGUUAUGUUUUUUGUAGUUGUAUGUUUUUGUUUAUGCAAGUUAAUUGUAGUUUCAUAUUGAAUGAAAGUGGUUUGGAC
Molecule: messenger RNA, 2672 nt
Organism: Osmerus eperlanus (European smelt)
Lineage: Eukaryota; Metazoa; Chordata; Actinopteri; Osmeriformes; Osmeridae
Gene: zbtb32
Product: zinc finger and BTB domain containing 32
Exons: 4
Coding region: 350-1873 (507 amino acids)
Biological process (GO): regulation of transcription by RNA polymerase II
Cellular component (GO): nucleus
Molecular function (GO): protein binding; DNA-binding transcription factor activity, RNA polymerase II-specific
Source: RefSeq, a predicted model, not a curated record